AUGGCAGGAAUCAUGUGGUCCGCUCUUGCGGCCGUUGUGCUGCCUUUGGUGACAGCCCUUACUCCAGAAGGCAUGAUCGCGGCUCCUCGGAGAAGUGAGAUCGUUCCUAACCCGACGGGUGAAUGGGGACUCUUCUCUGCGACAAACUAUUCGUGGGAAGACCACGAGUCCACAGCGGUGUGGAACCUACUCAACCUGACCAGCGGUGAAGUCACAUACCUGGCCGAUGGCAGCGAGAUCUCCGAAGUCGUGUGGACUGGCAGCGAGAAUGCCAGCACCGCUGUCAUCUACGUCAAUGGUACCAACGAGGAAGCAGAUGGAGGCAUUAGCAUCUACUCCGGCGAUGUGACUUCACUCAGUGAUGCCACUCUCCUUGGCUCGCUUCCCGCUCCCUACGCUGGCCUCAAGCUGGCGCUCACUGAAAGCGGAGACAUCCACUUCCUCAUGUAUUGCAAAGCAUAUCCAAACGGAACCGCAUACAACCCGGAGCUUGUGCCCGAGCCGUUGACCACCGCACAAAUCUAUACCACAACUUGGGUCAGGCACUGGGACACCUGGCUCGAUGAGACUCGCAACAACCUCUUUGCAGGCGUCCUAUCCGCCGAUGGUGACAGCUUCAGCUUCGAUGGCAACCUGACCAAUCUCCAGCAGGGUAUCGGCAACGUUAUUCGUGCCGACACCCCAGACUCUCCCACGGGAGGUCCAGAGACCUACGAUAUCUCUCCCGACGGCCAGUUGGUAGCCUGGUGGACGCGCAAUAUCGAUAGGCCCGUGGCCAAUCACACGCAGGCUUUCAUCUGGCUUCAGCCAUUCGAUGGCUCUGCGGAAGCGGCGCCCAUUAACCCGUUGGACGGUAGCAGCACUCCUCCCAACGCAAAGGGCUACAGCAGUGUCCCUGUCUUUUCGCCUGACAGCCAAUAUAUUGCCUAUUUCCAAAUGGACACCGACGGCUACGAGUCAGAUCGUAACAAGCUCUAUGUCGCCAACGCGAAUCUUGAUGAUCCCAACAUUACGGUCUUGGCCGAAGACUGGGACCGCACACCAGACAACCUAAAGUGGGCAAACGACGGUCAGGCUAUCUGGGUGACCGCAAGCGAAGCCGGGCAGGGGCGCCUCUUUGGAAUUCCCCUAUCCGCUUCUGCAGACUUCCAGCCCACCAAUAUCACCGAUCUGGGCACCAUUGCCGCCUUCUACGUGUUACCCGACGAUAACAUACUCAUCUCUGACAGCAAGGUCUGGUCGUCGCGCGACGUCUAUACCAUCUCUCCUGAGGGCGAGCUGGUUACAGACCUAUUCCACUCCAACGAAGUCGACGAGGAACUUUCCGGCCUCUCCGCCGCGGAUUACUCGCAGUUCUACUACCCCGGCAACUUCACCGACAUCCAAUCCCACAUCAUCUACCCCGCCGACUUUGACCCCAACCAGACCUACCCUCUUGCAUACAUCAUCCACGGCGGCCCGCAGGUCCCACACUCAAAUGCAUGGUCUACGCGGUGGAAUUUCAAAGUCUGGGCCGACCAAGGCUACGUAGUCGUGGCACCCAACCCGACUGGUUCGCCCGGCUUCGGCCAGGCCUUCACGGACGCCAUCCAAAACAACUGGGGCGGCUCCCCCUACGACGACAUCGUCAAGGGCUGGGAAUACGUCGACGCCAACUUCGACUACAUCGACACAGACAACGGCAUCGAGGCGGGCGCCUCGUACGGUGGCUACAUGACCAAUUGGAUCCAAGGCCAUGAUCUGGGUCGCAAAUUCAAAGCCCUCGUGACGCACGACGGUAGCACCAGCACACUCAACCAGUAUGCCUCUGAGGAGCUCUUCUUCAUGCAGCACGACUUCAAUGGCACGCUGUGGGAGAACCGCGACAACUACGACCGCUGGAACCCGCUUGACUAUGCGUCGAACUGGGCCACCCCUCACUUCAUCGUUCACAACACCCUCGACUACCGUCUCCCCGAGAGCGAGGGGAUCAUGCUGUUCAACAUCUUGCAGGAGCGUGGCGUGCCCAGCAAAUUCCUGAACUUUCCGGAUGAGAACCAUUGGGUGCUGAAUCGGGAGAAUAGUCUGGUGUGGCAUCAGCAGAUCUUUGGCUGGAUUAAUUACUAUAGUGGGAUUAGUGACGUGAGUCCCUUUGAAUAA
This is a messenger RNA of Cyphellophora europaea CBS 101466, 2139 nucleotides long. RefSeq lists its product as uncharacterized. Bases 1 to 2139 code for a protein of 712 amino acids. The transcript is spliced from 3 exons. Gene Ontology annotation, biological process: proteolysis. Lineage: Eukaryota; Fungi; Ascomycota; Eurotiomycetes; Chaetothyriales; Cyphellophoraceae. The record is from RefSeq and is a predicted model, not a curated record. Gene Ontology annotation, molecular function: serine-type endopeptidase activity.